CCCGAGUCAAUCAAGCGGAAAUCUAAACAGGUGGUAUUCACAGAACAUCCCCUGAUGGGGGGCAAUUGUUGGGCAUGUGACUCGGACCUAGCCGCGCCAGAGGAACGCACCGACACUACCCCAAAUGCCGCCAAACCCGUUAGGACGCGACGCGACCGAAGACCCCAGCGCGGUCCAGCGCGAAAAUCCCAGCGAGCGCGACACUGUGAAGGCGGACCGGCGCGAAGACCUUGAGCGCGGCACAGGCUACGCGCACGUGGAAGGGUCAAAGCGUGGACCAGACCAAAUAGCCGCAGAAAGCGUCGUCUCGCUUCCCGAGGGGUAGUCACAUCAGGGUCCCAAGCACAGUCAUAGGUAAGCCUCUGACAUGUCCUAGGUAUAGGCAUGGCCUAAAUCCCUGACAUGUCAGUGGUCAUGUCAAUGUACCAUCAUGUAGCUCGACCACUCACCCACCACCAUGUAGCCUAUAAAUAUGGCAUUUACUC
Messenger RNA from Linum trigynum, 485 nucleotides. The record is from the annotation of a GenBank genome assembly. NCBI's taxonomy places the organism in Eukaryota, Viridiplantae, Streptophyta, Magnoliopsida, Malpighiales, Linaceae.